Plasmopara halstedii is the source of this 699-nucleotide messenger RNA. RefSeq names its product 5-formyltetrahydrofolate cyclo-ligase. Gene Ontology annotation, molecular function: 5-formyltetrahydrofolate cyclo-ligase activity. Gene Ontology annotation, cellular component: mitochondrion. NCBI's taxonomy places the organism in Eukaryota, Oomycota, Peronosporomycetes, Peronosporales, Peronosporaceae. Gene Ontology annotation, biological process: folic acid-containing compound biosynthetic process; tetrahydrofolate interconversion. The transcript is spliced from 4 exons. The record is from RefSeq and is a predicted model, not a curated record. Bases 1 to 699 code for a protein of 232 amino acids.
AUGGCAAAUAAGCGCACGUCUUCAUCGAGCUGUACCGAGGACAUGACCGCAUCGCUAAAGAAGGAGCUUCGGCACUCUAUUGCAGCCAAACUUAAGGCGUUGCCAGAUACUGAAGUGACGAGACAAAGUCACCUGCUGACCGAGAAAGUUUGCAAGCUACCAGAGUUUGUGCGCGCUCGUGGUGUUAGCAUAUACUUAGAAAUGCCUAAGGAAGCAUCCACAUCUCAGCUACUAGAAGCCGCGUUUGGAUUAAACAAAAAAGUAUUUGUGCCCAAAAUUAUGGGGCGAUCAGCUGAAGAUCUCAAGAUGCUACAAGCAAUGUCAAUGGACGACAUUCGUAAAUUUCCUAAGGACAAGUGGCAGAUUCCAGACCCUCCAUUAUUUUUCAAUGAUAGUACAGAUCGUGUUGAAGCGAUGCAGGAUAGCGAGCUGGAGCUUGUCCUGCUCCCAGGUGUGGCCUUUGAUCGUGGGGGAGGACGCCUAGGACAUGGAAAAGGAUAUUACGACUCAUUUUUGCGUCGGUUAAGGGAGCAUUACGACGCCAUUAAGCGCCCGCCUCCUACCACCAUUGGUCUUUGUUUAACCCCACAGCUCGUGGAGCAAGUGCCACUGGCCGCGCACGAUAUGCCUCUCGACCUUGUGGUGACGCCCACUGAGGUUAUUCGUGUUAAUAAUCAUCUACAGCAAGGAAACUAUUGA